This is a messenger RNA of Polyodon spathula (Mississippi paddlefish), 2319 nucleotides long. RefSeq names its product rho GTPase-activating protein 24-like. Gene Ontology annotation, biological process: signal transduction; negative regulation of ruffle assembly; negative regulation of Rac protein signal transduction. The record is from RefSeq and is a predicted model, not a curated record. Gene Ontology annotation, cellular component: focal adhesion. Gene Ontology annotation, molecular function: GTPase activator activity. Bases 207 to 2147 code for a protein of 646 amino acids. The transcript is spliced from 7 exons. Lineage: Eukaryota; Metazoa; Chordata; Actinopteri; Acipenseriformes; Polyodontidae.
CAGGAAGAUGUGAUAUUGUAUAUGAAAAGGAAUGCAAAACAGAAAAUCAGUUUUGAUAUUAAAAGCUGUGGGAGAGAGAAGUGUCUGAACUGUGCAUCUGAAAGAGAAACUGUCAGUCCCGACGAAGCACGUCUAAGGAGUCUCGUCUCUGUUGAGCGUGGAGCUGCACUGCAAGCCCAUGUCUGGCUUUGCUUCAUUCUGAAGUCAUGCCAGAAAAUAAACACUCUUCUGUCGUCAGAAACAGCAGCUCUCUCUCCAGCACAGCCUACCGGAGGAUUAAGAGGUGCCUGAGCUUUAAGAGACGUGUUUUUGGGCAGAGGCUGGAGGAUACAGUUCAGUAUGAGCGACGGUACGGAGAGCAGCUGGCUCCCCUGAUCGUGGAGCAGUGUGCUAAAUUCAUUCGGAGCCGGGGGCUGCUGGAGGUGGGGCUCUUCCGACUGCCAGGGCAGGCUACCCUCGUCAAGGAGCUGCGCGAUGCCUUCGAUGCGGGAGAGAAGCCCUCCUUUGACAGCAGCACUGAUGUGCACACUGUGGCUUCUCUUCUGAAGCUCUACCUGCGAGAGCUGCCUGAGCCGCUUGUCCCCUUCUCCAAAUACGAGGACUUCCUGCUGUGUGCCAAGCUGCUGGCUGGGGGCAAGGAGCAGGGGCUGGUGGAACUCAAGACACUCUUGCAGCACCUUCCGAAUGCAAACUUCUGCCUCCUACAUUAUAUCUGCAGGUUGUUAGAUGAAGUUCAGUUCUACUCCCACAUAAACAAAAUGAGUGCCCCAAACCUGGCUACAGUUUUCGGACCAAACAUUCUGCGCCCCAAGGCCGAGAACCCUGAAACAAUGAUUGGAGGGACGGCUCUGGUGCAACAGCUGAUGUCAGUGCUGAUCAGUGAACACAAAAUGUUGUUUAUCAGAGAGACCAGCAGAGGUGCCCCUAAUGCUGACAGCAGCCCAGCGGGACGGCAGUGCCAAGCCAGGAUCCAAAAGGAAAACCCGACACCUCCGCCCCGCAUCCUUGACGGCUCCCAAGGCUGUGAGAUUGAGAACAGCCUGCUAAAUUUUAAUGGAAUCUGGACCCGGCAGUUUUCAUUGCCUUUCACAUCCAGGAAGGAAUCGUCAAGGAAUUUAACACAGGAGGACCGGCCAGCCAGCUCGCAGUCCCACAUACCUUCUACAGGCCACAGAUGCCAAUCAAAGAUGGAAAAUAGGGCAAGUGAAGACCCCUCCCCUGGUGGUGUCAGUGAUCAUUUGUAUGACAGUUAUUGCCCAGGGUUGGUAUGUGCGGUUGGCCAAUUUUUGGAAACUGAAACAGGGAUUGAAAGAGGAGCUUCUUCCAUUCCUGCUAAAACAAGCUGUACCACAGCUGCCCAGGCUGGGCCUAUUCCAACGAUCACACAAAGCAGCUGGGUUGAGGACUGCCAUGAAGACACUAACAGUUCAGCAGAGCGGAGGCUGAGCGAUCCCUAUGAAAGCACAUUUUCUGUAUACGACAAUAUUGACAUUGCACCGUUACCAACUCCUCCCUCCCCACCACCACCAAUAUCUAACCUGGAGGACAUAACCAGUGUGGGCAGCAUCUCCUGGUCCAGCUCCUCCUGCGAGAUCCGUCUGGAGGAAACUUCAGAGGCUUCCCACUGUUCUUCUUCCAGGACUGCGGGAGGGGGUUCCAUGGAGCCCAAUCUCUCCUCCUCUUUAUCACUCCGACCCUCCUCAGCACUCAUUGACAAUCUAGGGGCAGGAGUUGUGAGCAGUGGGAGCAGUGAAGUAUUUUUGGCCACGCAGGACAACAACCUUGGCAACUCUCCGGCCACGCUCUGCCUGCUAGCUGACCUCAAGCAGCAAAUGGCCAGACAGAAGGCUGAGUAUGAAGCUAAAAUCAAAAGUGUGGAGCAGCGCAAUGAGGAGCUGGAGCUGGAGGUGAAGAACCUGCAUUUGAACCUGGAGCAGCAGAGGAAGUGGUACAGCAUUGUGGAGAUUAAAAUGAGGAACGCGGAGCGGGAGAAAGCAGACGCUGAGAAACGCAAUGCCAUGCUGCAGCGAGAGAUGGAGGAAUUCUUUGACACCUUUGGGGAUCUCACCAGUGAAGGGAAGAAGACUGAAAGAAUUGAAAACAAACAGACAGCCCUUCAUGGUCCCCAAAGAGUUUUUUUUUUUUAAUGAUUUUAUACUUGAUCUCAGCCCAUAACCUUUUUAUGGGACUGCUUUCUCCAUGCAGAAAGGUGCAACACCUAGAAUCCCUAAAAAAGAAGAAAUAAAAUGCACAUUUACCUCACAGCUGAGUGCUUGAUGACAUGUAAUCACUAAAACCUUGGUAAAUAAGGUGACUGCA